Molecule: messenger RNA, 1358 nt
Organism: Microdochium trichocladiopsis
Lineage: Eukaryota; Fungi; Ascomycota; Sordariomycetes; Xylariales; Microdochiaceae
Product: glycerophosphoryl diester phosphodiesterase
Exons: 3
Coding region: 14-1180 (388 amino acids)
Biological process (GO): lipid metabolic process
Molecular function (GO): glycerophosphodiester phosphodiesterase activity
Source: RefSeq, a predicted model, not a curated record
AGCGUCAGUCAUCAUGCUGUUUAAGCCUGCCACCGUGGCCGCCGGCCUUCUCGCCUUGGCCCAGGUUGCCAGUGCCGCUCCUGCCCCGGCAUCGCGCACCUGCAAGCCCAAGCGCAACGUCGAGCUCGGCCCGCGCCCCGAGUACCUCGUCAACGACAUGGACGACUCCGACCUCAAGGACAAGCUGCUCUCGUGCCUGGAGAAGGAGGCAAAGCCCACCCGCUUCUCUGUCGGCCACCGCGGCGGCUCCGUCCUGCAGUUCCCCGAGGAGACAAAGGAGGCUUACGUUGCUGGCACCCGCAUGGGCGCCGGCAUCCAGGAGUGCGACUCGGCCUUCACCAAGGACAAGCAACUCGUCUGCCGUCACGCUCAGUGCGACCUGCACACUACCACCAACAUCCUGGUGACCGACUUGGCGUCCAAGUGCACGACUCCCUUUGAGCCGGCUGCCAACGGCAAACCCGCCAAGGCCAAGUGCUGCACCAGCGACAUUACACUGGCCGAGUUCAAAUCGCUCUGUGGCAAGAUGGACGGCUUCAACGCCACGGCUACCACCCCCAGGCGUAUCAGAACGGCCCAGGGUCUUGACUUCACCACCGAGCUCAAGGCGCCUGAGGUCCCCAUGCCCUUCGACGGCGACUACACCUACGACAUGUACCGCCAGCAGCUCAUCGACGACUACCGCGAGGCCGGCAUCCCCCCAAGCCGGGUGUGGCCACAGUCGUUCGUAUUCGCCGACAUUGUCUACUGGCUUGCCAAUGAGCCCGAGUUCGGCAAGCAGGCCGUCCUCCUCGACGACAGAGGCGAGACUGCCGAGCUCCUCCCCGGUGCCACCGCCAACCUGACCUUCUACAAGGAGUCUGGCGUCAAGUGGCUCGCCCCUCCCCUGCCUUACCUCAUCAGCACCGACGAGAACGACAACUACAUCCCCUCCGACUACGCGCUCAAGGCCAUGGAGCUCGGCUUCGAUAUCAUCACCUGGUCCCUCGAGCGCUCAGGGCCGCUCAAGCUCGCCGCCGCCCGCAAGGACUACUACUACCAGUACAUGCUCGAUGGCACCAAGAAGGACGGCGACAUGUACGAGAUGAUUGACGUCAUGGCCCGCCAGAUUGGCAUCAAGGGCAUCUUCUCGGACUGGUCGGCCACUGUGACUUUUUACGCCAACUGCUUCAGCUUGUAGGCAGAUUGGAUGGUUCUAUGCUGCAGUGUCGGGGGAAGGGAGAUGAUGCGGCACCGCUCAACCACGAGUUGUGAAGCAAGACCCUUGCAUAGCUUCUGCUCGUGUAAGCAGGCAAGGUAGAUGUUUUGUAUAAAAUAUUUCUCGAUAUACACUACACUUAGCAUCAAUAAUGUUAUUA